AUCCCAUUCCUAUCAACCAGCCAUUGAGAAUCCAUUUUGUUCUGUUUUGACAAGAUGGGAUACAGUUUCAGAUUGGACUUUUUGCAGCAAGUUAGAAUUUACGUAGCAGGUUAGGAGGAUUAGGUUAGAAGGCUUAGCUCAAAUUAAAAACAAAUCAACUUUUGAAGUUAAUUUGACAAGCUGUAACCCUUCUAGCCAUGACAAUGUUGUGCUCCCUGUCCUAUACUGUAUUUUGAUUCGUCUGAGGCGGUGUUAAAAUUGAAAGUGAAAGUUCACCCCACGAAACGCUGACACAUCCAACCGAGACAGUUUACCGUGUAAGCGUUUAACAAAGUAAAAGGGGUUGAAAAGUAAAGUGCAGUAGGCUCUCUCCUUUCACCUGAGGGUUCUCGAGUUGUGGAUUCGUUCGCCCAUCUUGAUUGAAGAUGCUCCAUAAUUCUCGACCUCCCCAACCUCAAAGCGCUGGUUUUUCCUUUGAGAACACUCGCAGGAAUGCUGUGUUGGAAGGGAAUUUGUCAGAGCUUGGUUACAGUUCUCCUAAGGCAAGGAAGACUGGAACCACCAUCGCUGGCAUAGUAUUCAAGGAUGGGGUGAUACUUGGAGCUGACACAAGAGCCACUGAUGACAUGGUGGUAGCUGACAAGAAUUGCAUGAAGAUCCACUACAUUGCUCCCAACAUCUACUGUUGUGGAGCAGGUGUGGCUGCAGAUGCUGAAGUCACCACUCAGAUGAUGUCAUCCAAUGUGGAGCUGCACUCACUCAGCACAGGACGUCCUCCCCUUGUUGUCAUGGUUACCCGACAACUGAAACAGAUGCUCUUCAGGUACCAGGGACAUAUUGGCUCCUCUCUGAUUGUUGGAGGUGUGGAUGUGACUGGCGCUCACCUCUACAGUGUCUACCCACACGGCUCCUAUGACAAACUACCAUUCCUUACUAUGGGUUCAGGAGCAGGUGCAGCUAUUUCUAUCUUUGAAGACAGAUACAGACCAAACAUGGAGCUGGAAGAGGCUAAAAAGCUGGUGCGGGAUGCCAUUGCUGCUGGGAUUUUCUGUGACUUGGGCUCUGGCAGUAACGUGGACCUGUGUGUCAUCACUCAGGCAGGGGUUCAGUACCUUAGGAGCUAUGACCAACCUGCCCAGAAGGGGAAAAAAGAAGGACAGUACAAGUACAAGCCUGGCACCACUGCAGUUUUAACAAAGACCGUCACACCCCUGCCUCUGGACGUCGUUGAUGAAUCAAUUCAGCUUAUGGACGCUCAGUAAAAUCUAUGCUGCUGCAGGCGUUAUCAAAUCCACAUGAAUUCCAAAACUCAUUAGUAAAAAUGUCUACUUUAAUUCUAAAUCCUGACCGGUACUUACUACCAAAAUACAACUAAUGCAUUUAGAUGUUUUUAUUAAACCUAUUAGGACAGGGCUGCCCAACCUUCUUCCUGGAGAUCUACAGUCCUGUGGGUUUUCAGUCCAAUCCUACUUUAACAAGCCUGAUUCUGCUAAUUAGCUGCUCAACAAGACCUUAAUUAGCUGAAUCAGAUAUGCUAAAUUAGGGUUGGACUGAACCUACAGGACAGAUCUCCAGGAAGAGAGUUGGGCAGCCCUGCUUCUACCAGAACAUGCAUGCAAUAGUACAGCACAGUCACUAUGAUAACUCCACACCUGAAUCUGUUGAAUAUGCCUGUAUAAUUGUUCUUACACCAGCCUGCCCAGAGCUGCUGCCCAGAGCUACAACUGAGCUGCCCAGAGUUACAAAGCUACUUUGUUAUAUUACUAGAGUAUGACAUACUACUGCUAGAUAUGCUGUUACUAGUGUAACAAAGAUUUUUAUAGCCAACCGAUGCUUCACAUUUAUACGUCAGGUGAAAUUUCUGGCUCAUUGUUGUAUCUGUGAUUGUACGUUAACGUCAUGUUAAAUCACAUGCUCGAGCUGACUGAUUUACCCAAUAAACGAGCAGCUUCACUUUC
This is a messenger RNA of Salmo salar (Atlantic salmon), 1958 nucleotides long. Its product is annotated as proteasome subunit beta type-7. NCBI's taxonomy places the organism in Eukaryota, Metazoa, Chordata, Actinopteri, Salmoniformes, Salmonidae. Gene Ontology annotation, cellular component: cytoplasm; proteasome core complex. The record is from RefSeq and is a predicted model, not a curated record. Gene Ontology annotation, molecular function: threonine-type endopeptidase activity.